Molecule: messenger RNA, 1620 nt
Organism: Rubroshorea leprosula
Lineage: Eukaryota; Viridiplantae; Streptophyta; Magnoliopsida; Malvales; Dipterocarpaceae
Source: the annotation of a GenBank genome assembly
AGAUGGUGAGGGCGUACCACAUCCCCAAGAACAUAUGGCUGCGGACAGGCGGGCAGAAUGAGAGGGCGUGCACUGUGUCGCAAACGGGCUGGAUACCAGUGUACGUGGACCACUUUGACGCCGGCCUGCGAUUUCCCCUGCCCGGAUUCGUGUUCGACCUGCUGGCGGAGUACGAGCUGGCGCUGACGCAGCUAACGCCCAACAGCAUAAGGUUUGUCACGGGCUUUAUGCUGUUGUGCGCGAGAUUGGGGGUGCCAGCUAAAGCAAUAGUGUUCAGGUCGCUAUUCCAGUGCCGGUUGUGCCCGAAGCCACAAGGAGCGAGAUGGUACUACCUCUCUGGGAGGGAUAAGAGCCAAUUGUUCAAGAAUGUCCGGAACAAAGUGGCGAGAUGGAAGAGGCAGUUCGUGUUUGUUCGCGACACGCGGACAGAGAGGAUAAGUAACGACCUCGCUGCCCGGCUAUCCGAAUGGCGAACCCCGAACGCCCACAUCAACUACCCCCAGCUGCUGCCCCGGGAUGUCGACCUGAAGAACCAGCUGCUUCAGUAUGCGCAGGGGGAGGGUUUGAUAGAUCUAGAGGCCCUGGUUACCUCGGAGCAGCUCGCCGUGUUCGGGUUUGUCGAUAUGACAAACCUGAUUAGCGAAGGUGAAAUGAGCAGCAUACUGGAACGUCAACGUCAACGUGCCCAGAGUUCCCGGGGGCGUGGGGCGAGCAGCGCGCAACCCCGGCAAACAAGGUUCGACGAGCGGCCACCCCCAGCGCCUCAACCAUGCAGCUCUUCGCACCGGGGAUCCAGCUCGUCGUCCAGGCCGCGAGCAGAUAACAGAGCUGAGGCUGCGGCCCCAAGUGCACGUAGACGUGCACGGGAGGAGAUAGAGAGCGAGGAGGACGAGGUCCCCCUUGCUAGGCGCAUGAGAAGUGGGGGGACUCAGCCCGCACAGGCAGCUCGCCCUACAACGCUGAAAGCCACGCACGGGCGCUCUGUCGCGAUGGCACGGGCUCAAGGUGCAGAGUGGCUGGUUGGUUCAGCCAUAUUCCAAGAGGCAGUGGCGGUGGCGUCUGCGAACGUAACCACGGAUAUCUACAAUGAGAUUCGUGGGAAGGUUCUGCACCACCGCCCAGAUUUUCCAAUCCGCGAGCUGGUCUUCUUUGACGAGGAGGAGCUCGACGAGCAGGGUAAGAGCCUUGCUCCCCUCGCUGACACAACUGUGAGGCUGAGGUGGGACUUGAACGAGGAGGGCGUGCCCGUCUGGCCGCCGUCCGUUCUGGAGGACGGGGAGGACCCAACAGGGCUGGCCUCCUUUGAUGCAUGGGUAGAGGGCGCUCCUGUAGCUGAGCAGGAGCCUUCAAGCACCCCACCCAACUCUCAGCCCGUAGUUGUGUCAUCCAGCUCGCCCGUCAACGCGCCAGCCUCUGAGCCCGUUUCCCGGUCUUCUCCUGCUCGCUCUUCUGCGGCUGCGACCGACGCAUCCAUGCCCGUCGAUCUGACGGAUGACUAGGUUUAGGAUUUUUUGUUUCAUUCUUUUGUACUUUUGUUUUAGCAUUUUUGUAUUUGAUCACUGGAUUCAGAUCGCAUAUACUUCUGUAACAUCUUUGAUGAAAUACAAGAAUGAAUUUAUA